AUCUUGGCAAUUAUAUCAAUCCUGUUCAUCGUGCUUUCAACCAUUGCAUUAUCAUUGAACACUCUGCCUGACUUGCAGGAACCAGAUGAGUUUGGACAACUAAAUGACAAUCCACAGCUUGCACAUGUUGAAGCUGUAUGCAUAGCUUGGUUUACCAUGGAAUAUCUCCUGCGCUUUCUUUCAUCCCCAAACAAAUGGAAGUUCUUUAAGGGGCCACUAAACAUUAUAGAUUUGUUGGCUAUUUUGCCAUAUUAUGUAACAAUUUUCCUAACAGAAUCCAACAAAAGUGUGCUUCAGUUUCAGAAUGUCCGACGUGUGGUUCAGAUAUUCAGAAUCAUGAGGAUAUUGCGUAUUCUCAAACUUGCCAGACAUUCAACAGGUCUUCAGUCACUGGGAUUCACGCUUAGGAGAAGUUAUAAUGAAUUGGGGUUACUGAUAUUAUUUUUAGCCAUGGGGAUAAUGAUAUUUUCUAGUUUGGUAUUUUUUGCUGAGAAGGAUGAAGAUGCUACAAAAUUUACAAGUAUACCAGCAUCAUUUUGGUGGGCUACCAUAACAAUGACCACAGUGGGCUAUGGAGACAUCUAUCCCAAGACACUACUUGGCAAAAUAGUUGGGGGCCUCUGCUGCAUUGCUGGAGUUUUAGUGAUUGCACUGCCUAUUCCAAUCAUAGUAAACAAUUUUUCUGAGUUUUACAAAGAGCAAAAGCGGCAAGAAAAGGCAAUUAAGAGGAGAGAAGCUCUUGAAAGAGCGAAAAGGAAUGGAAGUAUUGUUUCCAUGAAUCUCAAAGAUGCAUUUGCUCGCAGCAUGGAAUUUGAUCGAUAUUGUUGUAGAUAA
Messenger RNA from Staurois parvus, 834 nucleotides. The record is from the annotation of a GenBank genome assembly. NCBI's taxonomy places the organism in Eukaryota, Metazoa, Chordata, Amphibia, Anura, Ranidae.